Messenger RNA from Spodoptera exigua (beet armyworm), 1205 nucleotides. Lineage: Eukaryota; Metazoa; Arthropoda; Insecta; Lepidoptera; Noctuidae. The record is from the annotation of a GenBank genome assembly.
CCGACACUCGGAAGGGACAACAACUAGCUCGUUUUUUUCCUGGCUUCAAAGCGAUUAGCUAAAAGCCAUGGCAUUUGUUGUCAAAAUUCUCUUCCUGUCAGCGCUAGUGUACAGCACUAAUGCCGGAUAUUUAAAUGGCCAGCACCAAAGUCCUGACUCAUUCCUGUCAUCUGCGCUAAGUGCACCUUCAGCUUCAUUUGCACCCUCAUCGACAUAUGGAGCACCACAUGGAGGCAGUGGCCCUCACCACGUGUUCGUUGAAGACUCGGCAGGAGAUGACCACGGUCCAGUCCUCUCAGGAGCAUCUCUUCCUGGAAUAGGCUCUAUUGCUGCAUCUGGUGCAUUGGGCGGUGGCUCUUCCGGUGGUCACGGACACGGCUCUGGCAAUGGCCCCAGUCCAGUUUAUGGACCCCCCGGCCAUGGAUCUGGACUCUCUGGCCCUGGCUACGGUUCCCUUUCAUCCGACCUCUCAGCUCCCGCUCCAUCUGGCAACGGAUACUCUGAGGGUAGCCUUCUUCUCGACUCAAAUCUCCCUGGACCUGGUGGCAACAGUGGUAGUGGUCUUGGCCCUGCAACUCUUGGAGCCCCGAGAGUCAUUGGAACAACAGUCUCCGUCGGCCGCCCAGUGGCUUCUGCUUCCAGAUACGAGCUGCAAUCUGUUGUGCAGAAUGUCAUUCGUCGUAUCCCUAUCGAGGUGACCCGCCACGUCCAGCUCGCUGUGCCACAACCUGUACCAGUGCCCGUCCGUCAAGAAGUCAAGGUCCCCGUGCCACAGCCCUACCCAGUCCAUGUUGACGUCGUGAAGCACGUCCCUUACCCCGUAUACAAGACUGAGCACGUGAGCGUUGAGAGGCCAGUGCCCGUUGAGGUCGUCAAAGAAGUCCCAGUUGAGGUCAUCAAGAAGGUGCACAUCCCUAUUGACAGGCCCUACGAAGUAAUCAAGAAGAUCCACGUGCCCAUUGAAAAGCACGUGGAGGUUCCCGUCCCAGUGUGGAAGCCCUACCCCCUCCACAUCAUCAAGCACGUCACCCACUACAAGAAGAAGAGCUGCUGCUGGUAAGGCGGUGCCUUGCUCUUCAUCCAGCUGGUGCCAGCCAGCAACAGUCGUGAUCAUACCAAAUAGUCAAUAGAAUUGUAAAUACUUUGAUAGUCAUUAGUUUGUACAUGUAAAUAGAUGAAUAUAAAACGUAUCGUUUUACAAUCGA